Molecule: messenger RNA, 790 nt
Organism: Asparagus officinalis (garden asparagus)
Lineage: Eukaryota; Viridiplantae; Streptophyta; Magnoliopsida; Asparagales; Asparagaceae
Product: 23 kDa jasmonate-induced protein-like
Exons: 3
Coding region: 146-790 (214 amino acids)
Source: RefSeq, a predicted model, not a curated record
AUAGUGAGACUUAUAGUCUUUCUUUAUUAAUAAAAAAAAUGUUCGUUCUAUGUGUAUAUAAAUAUGCGUUCAUUACUCCCUAGUUUCUCAUCACACAGCAACCCUUAGUUACGCAGUUAAACCGUUCAAUUCAUCGGCAGUCGACAUGGCGUUCAGCGUGUUCGGCAACCCCAUCACCGACGAGACUCUGAAGGCAAUGACCAAAUACAUCGGCAAGAAAAUAACGCGCUGCGACCGUGCACACGAGGCUCUUAAUAUGAUAUACGCGGAGAGCAAGAACGUGAACGCCCUCCAUUUUGUGGAGAUAUUGAAGGAGCAGUACGGCAAUGGAGUCUCCACGCUUUGUGUGGUCUACAAUGCCACCGGUGAUCCUAUCACUUUUAUCAGUACCCACGAUUGGCACGGGCAUCUCUGGGAAGCCCCCAUCCCGCAAUAUCUUGCCAACGGUCAGUGGGGUGCUUUCCUGCACGUGCAUCCCACUCUCGGGAUAACAGGAUCGUCAGCUGCUGUCGUCUAUCGUGGUAAGAAUGAUGCUGGGGAAGACCAAGACUUCAUGCUUUCGUGGAUGAACCCGUAUUGGCCAGGCUACUGUAAGGCCUAUACAAUGGUUCGUGAAGCAGGUUACUUUACCAAAAACAGAUGGGGUCAACUACAAGAUAAAACCAACGAUGCUGAACUCCAGUGGAGUGAUGAAUGCAAUGGAUGCAAGUCUAGUGUGUCCAUCGGUAAUAACACUACGGCUGUUUAUGAGGCCAAGCUCACUCUUACUUGCGCUGAGGGGACCAAGUAG